Messenger RNA from Aphanomyces invadans, 844 nucleotides. RefSeq lists its product as hypothetical. Bases 182 to 733 code for a protein of 183 amino acids. Gene Ontology annotation, cellular component: cytoplasm. NCBI's taxonomy places the organism in Eukaryota, Oomycota, Saprolegniomycetes, Saprolegniales, Verrucalvaceae. The transcript is spliced from 3 exons. The record is from RefSeq and is a predicted model, not a curated record.
UGGGACAUUUUGAGUGACCUCUGGGGAUGUCGUGGGGUUGAUUCAAAAAUGGGCGAUCUCUGGCCAAGCUGCUCGCGGUGGGAGCUGGGUGUAGUGUUCGUUGCGGGUCUCGUCACUGGUUUGAUCACCCCGCACAUCAUGCAAGCGUUCCACCGCCUCUCUACCGUCAAGGACGUCCCUGAUGCAUGGUUCACUCAGCACAGGCGGCUACGAGGGACCGUCGUCGCUGUGUCUGACGGCGAUACGUUUCGAAUGCGACACAUGCCAUGGCUCAGGUGCGUCGACACGAUGCAUUACCUUGACGGAAGCAAAGACGAAUGAAUGGGGCACGAUAUGUGUAAACAGAGGUGUGGGGUCGUUCCCUCCCAAGAAACUCAAGGAGCACACGCUUCAGAUUCGACUGGCGGGAGUAGACACCCCCGAAAUGCCGCAUUUUGGCAAGGAAUGCCAGCCGUAUGCAAAGGAGGCCAAGGCGUGGCUUUUGAAUGAGCUCAAGGACAGAGUUGUCACGGUGACCCUCCUGCGACGUGAUCAGUACGGUCGAGCAGUGUGCAUGGUGGCAUAUCGCGAAUCGUGGUGGAAUGGAACGAAGAACGUAUCGGAAGUGCUCCUUCGACGUGGACUGGCCAAGGUGUAUCGGUUGUCUGGUGCAGAGUAUGGCGGCCUCUUGGACAAUUUCAAUGCUUUGGAAAAUCAAGCGAAAGAGGCGAAAUUGAACAUUUGGAGCCAGUGACAAAGGAUAAAACGAAGUCAGAGGCGAACAAACCAAUGCUCCAGACGGGAGGGUAUUACUCUGCCUGGACAAUGUCUGCAACAAUAGAGUUGGCAUAUUCCUUGGACCCAA